AUUUCAUCACUCGUUGUUUCCUGCCAUCGUUCAUUGACGACUGCUACGACUACGACUUACGCUUUCCCUCGAUCACCUGCCAUCCCUUCAUCGACUCAGCGCUACACGCCAACGACCCGCACGAGCCCUUUUCCUUGAGUACACAUAAGAAGCCGUCAACAUGUGUGGCAUUUUCGGCUACAUCAACUACCUAGUCGAAAAGGAACGAGGCGUCAUACUUCAGACACUGGUCAAUGGCUUGAGCAGACUUGAAUAUCGCGGCUAUGACUCCGCCGGUCUGGCCAUCGACGGCGACAAGAAGAACGAAGUGCUGGCCUUCAAAGAGGUGGGAAAGGUUGCCAAGCUGAAGCAGCUUAUCGAUGAGGAGAAGCCCGAUCUCACCAAGGUUUUCGACAACCACGCAGGAAUUGCACACACCCGAUGGGCCACCCACGGUCCACCAUCCAGAGUCAACUGCCAUCCGCACAGAUCCGACCCCAGUUGGGAGUUCGCGAUCGUGCACAAUGGCAUUAUCACCAACUACAAGGAGUUGAAGACGCUGCUUGAGAGCAAGGGCUUCAAGUUCGAGACCGAGACAGAUACUGAGGCAAUUGCGAAGCUCACCAAGUACAUCUACGACUCGCACCCAACCAUCGACUUCACAACGCUGGUCAAGGCUGUCAUCAAGGAGCUGCAGGGUGCCUUCGGUCUGCUUGUGAAGAGUGUCCGCUUCCCAGGCGAGGUCGUGGCCGCCCGGAAGGGUUCUCCACUCGUUGUCGGUGUGCGCACCGCCAAGAAGAUGAAGGUUGACUUUGUUGAUGUUGAGUUUGGUGAUGGCGAGAAUGUGCUCCCAGCUGAGCAGGCCAGCCAGAACGUCGCAUUGAAGAAGAGCCCCAACAUGCUUGGCAGCAACCUCCUUGCACCACCCGACAAGUCCCUCCUCCACCGCUCGCAAUCGCGCGCUUUCCUCUCCGACGAUGGCGUCCCACAGCCAACCGAAUUCUUCCUCUCCUCCGAUCCCGCCGCCAUCGUCGAGCACACCAAGAAGGUGCUGUACCUCGAAGACGACGACAUCGCCCACAUUCACGAGGGUCAGCUCAACAUUCACCGUCUGGGCAAGACCGACGGCACUAGCAAUGUCCGUGCUAUCCAGACUCUGGAGAUUGAGCUCCAGGAGAUCAUGAAGGGCCGCUUCGACCACUUCAUGCAGAAGGAGAUCUUCGAGCAGCCAGAGUCCGUGGUCAACGCCAUGCGUGGUCGCUUGAAUCUUGCAGACAAGACUGUGACUCUUGGUGGUCUCAAGCAAUACAUCAGCACAAUCCGUCGCUGCAGACGCCUCAUAUUCAUCGCCUGCGGAACCUCAUACCACUCCUGCAUGGCUGUGCGUGGAGCUUUCGAGGAGCUGACUGAGAUUCCGAUCGCCGUCGAGCUGGCGUCUGACUUCCUCGACCGCAAGGCGCCAGUCUUCCGCGACGACACCUGUGUCUUUGUCUCGCAAUCUGGUGAGACUGCCGAUUCGCUCAUGGCUCUCCGCUACUGCUUGGAGCGUGGUGCCCUGACCGUCGGUAUCGUCAACGUGGUCGGUUCCUCGAUCUCACUCAUGACCCACUGCGGUGUCCACAUCAACGCAGGCCCAGAAAUCGGUGUCGCGUCUACCAAGGCAUACACCUCGCAGUUCGUCUGCAUGAUCAUGUUCGCCCUCCUUCUCUCCGAGGAUCGCGCUAGCAAGCAGCAGAGACGUGUGGAGAUUAUGGAGGGUCUUGGCAGAAUCUCUGAGCAGUUCCGCGAGAUCCUCAAGAUGGACCAGGAAGUCAAGCAGCUCUGCCUCAAGUUCAAGGACCAGAAGUCUCUCCUUCUGCUUGGACGUGGUGCUCAGCACGCUACUGCUCUCGAGGGAGCCCUCAAGAUCAAGGAGAUUUCCUACCUUCACUGCGAGGCUGUCAUGUCUGGUGAGCUGAAGCACGGUGUCCUUGCGCUUGUCGACGAGAACCUGCCAAUCGUCAUGAUCCUCACCCGCGACGACAUCUUCGCCAAGUCGCUCAACGCCUACCAGCAAGUCAUUGCACGCAAGGGACGCCCAAUCGUCAUUUGCAACACCAACGACAAGGAAUUCCCCGGCGACAAGACCGACAAGAUCGAGGUUCCACACACUGUCGAUGUCCUCCAAGGUCUCCUCAACGUCAUUCCACUCCAGCUCAUGUCCUACUGGCUGGCUGUCGCUGAAGGACUGAACGUCGACUUCCCACGAAACUUGGCCAAGUCGGUCACCGUCGAGUAAAGAGCAGGCGAAAGGAAGAAUACAGGUUACUACUGGGUGCAACAGGAUAUAGAUUUCGGCUGCUUGGGACGAGUACUGAAAAGAACAGGAAAUCAGAAACAGUGAAAACAGGACUGCAGCUGGAUCUGUGGAUAAAGUGUUCUCCGCCUCCUGGCUGUGCGUUUGUGUGUGGGUGUGAUAAUGAGAUAGGACAUUGUUUAGAAGAAGCAUGACUGGCAUAGACCUCGUCUGCCUUUGUCAGUCGUGGAGAUUAUGAAAUGCACGUGCUUUAGACGAUAGCUGUGUCUUCCGAUGCGCCUACCACAACAUUGUCUCAUUAUAAUACCCG
Messenger RNA from Pseudocercospora fijiensis CIRAD86, 2585 nucleotides. RefSeq lists its product as uncharacterized. Gene Ontology annotation, molecular function: L-glutamine:D-fructose-6-phosphate transaminase (isomerizing) activity; carbohydrate derivative binding. Gene Ontology annotation, biological process: fructose 6-phosphate metabolic process; protein N-linked glycosylation; UDP-N-acetylglucosamine metabolic process. Bases 161 to 2257 code for a protein of 698 amino acids. The record is from RefSeq and is a predicted model, not a curated record. The transcript is spliced from 5 exons. Lineage: Eukaryota; Fungi; Ascomycota; Dothideomycetes; Mycosphaerellales; Mycosphaerellaceae.